Molecule: messenger RNA, 15116 nt
Organism: Maniola jurtina (meadow brown)
Lineage: Eukaryota; Metazoa; Arthropoda; Insecta; Lepidoptera; Nymphalidae
Product: hydrocephalus-inducing protein homolog
Exons: 81
Coding region: 44-15040 (4998 amino acids)
Biological process (GO): axonemal central apparatus assembly; cilium movement
Cellular component (GO): axoneme
Source: RefSeq, a predicted model, not a curated record
UUGAAUUUGAUAAUAAUUAGAUGACAUUGCCUUAGCAACAACAAUGACUAGUUGUCAUUUAUUGUCAUUGUUGCUGAAUACUGCAAUAAUGGAGAUAUUGCAUAAAUUCAAACAAAAUGGGUAUUUUACAGCGGAUUUGUAUCAUUUACUAGCGAAAAAGAAGCUGGCAGAUCCAUCAGAGGAGAUCAUACCAUCAGAGUAUGAAAGAGAAAUGAAGAUGAGUACUAUGGAGCGGAUACGCUGUUUGAACAGUAUCGUUGUAGACAACAUCGUACACAGUGGCAAACCCGGCAAAGUGGUUUUAUCGUUCACACCAAGAAUUAUCGUUUUUCAGAACUUUAAACCUAACGAUACACUCGUUGCUAAAUUUUCUGUUAAGAAUAUAAGCAAGAGCCCAGCAUUCUUAAACAUGGUGUUCAAAGAAUCUUCCUACUUCUUUAUCAAGCCGGUCGGUGGACAGUUGCUCUCACGUUUAGCCCCUGGAAUUAGCGUGUCAUUUGCUGUGACCUUCCAACCAGUUCAAUACGAGGAUUAUACGCAUAGGAUUACGUUUUACACUGACAUUGAUCAGUAUGUGCUGCCACUGAUUGGUAUGGGUCCAAGACCUGUCUUUGAUUUUCCUGAUCAAAUUGAUAUACCAAGGACACCAUUAAAGAUUGAAAAUGAGUUAUUCCUUGCAAUACAUAACGUGGGUAUGGUGCCUGCGGGAUUUACACUCAAUGCUAAAUGCCCUUUUUCAGUACAGCCCAAGUCGGCCUAUUUGAAUCCUAAUCAAAAAAUUGAUAUCAGAAUUGGCUUCAAAACAAUGCAUCUUGGUGACACGCAGGGAAUAAUGAACGCAACUUUCGAAACAGGAGAAAACUUUCAAAUAAAGCUGACAGGGUCCACUUACACAGUGAGCAUAGAGUUAGAGAAGCAAGUUGUGAGAUUCCUUGACACUUACAACACCAUGGUGCGACAGCAAACAUUCAAGAUUACCAACAAGUCCAACCAUACUCUCACGUAUAUGUGCAUGAAAAAUGACUGCAUUUAUUACGAUUUUGAAGACAAAGUGAAGUUGGCAACAGUAUUUUACGAUCUGAAACAAACUGAAUCGGCCAAAUCGAACAAAUUGGUGUAUUACGACGUCCUGAGCAGUGACGAGCAUUUGAGGGUUUACACGAGGAUAUUUUAUGAUGAAAUACAGGCCCUGGUUGCGGACGAUAACCUGGUUUUUCAAAAUAAACAUAUUUCAGUUACUCCUAUUAAAGGAAAACUUUGGCCAAAUAAGGCGACAGAGUUGACUAUAAUAUUUGCUCCUAAAGAAAUAGGAGAGUUUGAAGCAACUGUAUAUUUAGACGUGGAUGGAGUAAACGAUCGCCUGCCUUUGAAAAUCGUUGGUACCUCGCUACCGCCGUCAAUAAAUCUUAAUUUGGAGACUCUUGAUAUGGAUAACGUGUACAUAAACAAUAUAUAUAAUUACGAAAUUGUAGCUAUGAACAAAGGUCACAUAAAUGGCAUUAUUGAGUACAAACAUUUAGCUCCCUUGUUCGGAAGUAUAAUAUCUUGCUGUCCAGAGUCGUAUUGUAUGCGUCCCGGCGAAAAGCAGAUAUUUAUCAUUUCUUUCUGCAACUCUAAUCAAGGACCGUUUUUUGAAGAAAUUAAUUUUACUAUACGUGAAACUAAUGUUGUUCUCAAGGUGUAUUUAAAAGGUGUUGUUAUUUAUCCAUCGUUGACGUUCAGUGCAUCUUGUUUGGAUUUUGGAAACGUCAGUUUGGGAGUUCCCAAAACAAUGGAGUUGGAGGUUAUAAACGAGUCCCAAGUAAACGUGGAUGCAAUUGUAACGAUAUCGUCGGACGGUCCAGAAAUGAGUAGCAUCACUUUACAAGAUUAUGCUGUGGCUGACAAACCUAAACCGCUAAUACCUCAGUGGCCUAGGGAGUUUGACAUCCAACCUUAUAAAAUUAACAUAGGUCGGGAAUCGACUUCAUCUUUGCGUGUGACGCUAACAGCUAACUUAAUACGGGCAAACCAAACUUACAUGGAGCUGGAGAUCGACCAAUCUGACAGUCCACCGAUCGUUCUGCCAGUGACAUUUAACGCCAUGGUGCCGCUGAUCACCCCCGCGCCAGAUAUCAUGAUGCGAGCGUGUUUCACGGACUACCCUUAUAAGCAAGAGGUUUACGUGGUUUGCAAAGAUUUUUGGGGGUAUUUCACGUUGGAGGAACCUGAAGAGGAGUCGACAUUAGAGGUCGAAGUGGGCAUUAAAGAAGGGCUUAUCGAGCCAAACAGCACAUUAACAUUGCCUGUAACGAUCAAGACAAGUGUACUUGGCGUCCAGGAGUAUGUCAUCAGGAUGAAUUUAUUCGGCAUGUCAGAGCCAGUGGAAGUAUGUCACAUUACAGGCUGCGGAAUGAGACCCAUUGUAACUUGCACCCCUUUCGGUCUACAUUGGGGACAGGUUAAGCUCCUGACGAAGUCGCAGAAAAUCCUUACACUUUGUAAUGAUUCACCUGUUGACAUCUAUUUUCGGGUUUCUUUGCUCAACCGCGACGGUAGAUGGCACAUUAACCCCAUGGAAGGACACAUAGAACCAGAGUCUGAAGCUGAACUUACUGUCAGCCUGUGUCUUAUUGAUGCCGAUAGUUACACAAAUAAAGCUAUUAUUCAGUUGGAGAAAGUCAAGGAUAUUUUAGUUCCUCUAUCAGCAACUGGAAUAGGGACCAGCAUUUUAGUUGGCGAAGACAGAGAUAAAAUAAUGCUUGGUCGCCAUUUCACGAAAAUACCUCUGAAUUUUAAUUGCGUCAUGAAAAAUUGCGGUUCGCGUUUGCAUGUCCUGGAAUGGAGUGAACAUUACAAAGCGCCCAAAACAAAACAGCAUACUACUGCAUUUUUUAAUAUGGAACCUAGAACAUUUAAAAUGUCAGCAGGAGAAAAGAUGGACCUGAACAUAACUGGUUUGUCGCACAAAGUAGCUACUGUAAAGGAAAUGUGGUACUUAAUAGGCAGUGUGGAGGGCAUUAACAAGAAAGAACUGUUAUUGGAAUGCCAAGUAGUGGCUGAAUUCGUUGAUCCUAAAAUUGAAUUAUCGUCUUCUAUCAUAAAUUUUCAAUAUGACUACGGCCCUUAUAAUGAAUUUUAUAAAUUAACAGAUUUGGUAACUAUUAAAAAUGUCUCCAAAUUGCCGUUAGACUUCGAAAUAUCUGUUAAACCACCAUUUGCAAUCGUUCAAAAACAAGGCUCAUAUAAAGUAUCUCAUGCCGACGAAAUGCUAUGUGGAUGCAUAUGUUAUAACGAGAGAGAUUUAAAUAUCCCCACUAUCAUUCAUGAAAAUGGACUACAGCGCUCUAAAGUGUUCAUCGAUUAUCUAACAUUGAAACCAGUUGAGCCUCUGAAAAAAGGACCUUUACAUUUCUUUGAAGAUAUACAUAAAAUUAAAUGGGCAUUUAAUCUCACAAAUCUUAUUGAAGAACGAUUAGAAGACCAAGAAGUAAUGAAAAUACAGAUACUAUUCGACACAACUAAGCACGCGACCCUUAAGUCCAGAGUGUAUUGUGACUUGAUGCGAUUAAGAUUUAAAGGCCACAAAAACAAAGAUGCAAUAAAGCUCAUAGGAAAAAUAAACUUUCCAAAUAUAAUGGUACUAACACCAAGACUAGAUUUUCCAUGCAUUUUAAAUGAAAGCAUUGAGAGUGACACUAUUAAAAUUCAAAACGUCACACCUCUUCUCGCGUGCUUCAGAUUUAAUUGGAGAAAGUGUUCAGUAACAAAAUCACAGAUGACACAGCGCGAGGCCUUAAAAGUUAAUGAGAGUCCUAAAGCUAAAGCUACAACUCAAACAUCAGCUAGAGAGGGUGCGGAACUACAUGAAAUUUUAGCGUGUCGAACGCCAGUAGGUUCUCCUGACGGCAUAUCAAGAGAGAACAGUGAUCCGACUUCCACUAAAGAAGAUCCAAUUACAUCAAUAGCUAGUUACUCAAUGAUCCAAGAUGGGAAUAAUUUAGAAAUGAAAAAGUACAGAGUGAUGAUGAAAGUAUCACCAAUGAUUGACACAGUUUACGACAACGAAUUUGAAUGGAUACAUAAAUUCGUAAAACAUAGUAAACGUUACGAUAUAGCCAUAAAUGACGUAUUAGAAGUUGUCCCUCACUGUGGAAUUUUGAAACCGAAUGAAGUUCAAUAUGUGAAUGUGAUGUUUCGAGCAAAAGUUAAUAUAAACGUUCGUGCCACAUUAGAAUGUGAGGUCUUAGGUGGCCCUCAGGAAACUGUAAUGAUAACGGGGCAAAGUUCAGACUUGUUGUACACGCUUAACACGCAUAAGAUUAAUUUUAAAAUUCGUUCUUAUCACGAAAAUGCAACAGAAGUUCUAAUCAUAUCAAAUAUUGCCCAACUUUCUUUCGAAUUUAAAACAUACUUAAAUGAGCCAAACUUUGAAAAUGAUCUUUAUGGAACUAUCCUGGGUUUAACACCGACGGAAAAAAUGCUAGAACCAGAGGAACAGGCAGAACUUCAAGUUGAAGUGCGACCUGGUGUAAAGGGUUACUUUCAAACGACAUUUAUACUGGAAAUAGGCCACCUUCCUUUAGUACCCAUAGAAGUUAUUGGAUGGGGCGUCAUACCUCAAGUGUAUGUUUGUUUACCGAGACCUAGUAUAUUACAGCUCGACCCUAAAUUAGGAUAUAAAGCAAUUCCGAUUCUUACACCAGGAUAUUUAGAAGCAAUCAAUGAAAUAUUUACUAGCACUGUAUCGGGGCAUUUAAAUACACCUAUAAUAGAAAAGUGCUUUGAAGACCGUCAUUUUCAGCAGGAUUGGCAUAUAUGCUCAUCGACGGAUGCGUAUCCAUCUACGAUGGACAUAGAACUGGCUAUAGAACGGAUUUUAGUUACAGGCUACAUCACUUCGCGGCCAGAAAUAUUAAAUUCAUAUCAAACAACUUCCAAAACGGGUUGUAUACCAGGCUUUAUCACAAUACCCUACGUCGUUGACUAUGGUGUCGUAAUCACUGGAAGUACGAUACAAUGCAGUGUUGAAAUAAUUAACUAUGGCCCAAUUGUUACCAAAUUACACUUUGCCAAAGGGACUCAAAUUCCAAGUUGGUUAACGGUAAAAUUGUGUGGGAAAUUAAAUCCUGGAGAGAGUGGCAAGCUUGAAGUAACUUUUGCACCGACCUCUCUGGUUUUCACUGAACUAGAGCAAAACGUAGAAACCUCUUUCAAUAUUGAGGUUCCCUACGGAGUAUCGAUUCCUAUUAAUAUGAAAGCACUCUGUGCGGUGCCUUACUUGGCUUCGAAUGUAUCAGAGAUUGAUUUUGGUUCUGUCAGAUGUGGAGAUAAAAUUAUGUGCACAAUUCCUCUUAAAAACGUAGGAAAACCUGCUUGCAUUUGGUUUGUCACCCUGAAGCUAAAAACGCCAGAGACCCAUGCUUUGAUGGUACAUAACAGUUCAGGCAAAUAUGAACCUGGAGAAGGUGGAUUAAUAAGUUUAUCUUUUAAACCAACUAUGGAGAUGCUCUACGAAGGUUUUUUGGUGUUCAAAUUCCACAUGAAUCCUAAUAAGCUUACUAUUCCUGUGAUUGGACAAGGCAUUGUACCUCAUGUUCACAUAAUUGGACCAAAUGUUACUUUCCCACCGACUCUACCAUGGGCAGAAACUACCGAGAUUUACUUUGGUCUUACUAAUCCUUGUCCUUUUCCUAUUGAACUCAUAAUAACACAUAGCGAUAAGAAAUGGAAAGAGGAGGAUGAAAUUUAUCACCUGCUUAACAAAUAUUACAAUAAUCCCACUGAAAUGUUAGUCCCCGCUAUAAAACCUGGUAUGGGGAUGCCAGUUGAGAUUAUUAACUUUUAUGAAAAGUUUAUGGAAAAAGUUAAAAAGUAUAAGGAGGAAGAGAAACAGGCACAAAAGCUUGCAAUUGCACGAGUGGCAUCUACCGUCAAAAAAACAAAGAGUCCUAAAAAUAUUCCAAAAAAUUUGGCAGCAAAAGAUACAGUAUCUCCGAAGAUACGUCGAAGCGAUACGGAAAUAAUUGCAGACGUUAUUGUGGAAAUGAAAGCAGCUAAAUUUGACCCAUUAGUGGAAUGUCUACACGUUUUCGAUACCAUAUCAACAGAUAAUAAUGGAAUAGGACAUUCAAAAGGAUUGAUAAUUUUUGUGCAUGGUUCUCCUAGCGAAGAAAUACAAUGUCAGGAAAUGGCUUGUUCGAUGGGAAAGAUUCUAGGCUUACCAAGAGUCAGUAUAGAUUCAUGUAUUGUAGAUGCUUUGUGUGUUUGCAAUUGUGCUGCAAAAUCUGCAAUUAUUAGCAUCAUGGAUGAAUUAUAUGAAACAGCGCAAAAAUAUGUGACAAAGGAAAAUGGUGAUGAAAAAGAGUGGGAAAGUGCAUCCGAUGAAAUGGAUGACAUUUUUGAUACAAUAUUAAAAAAGAUACAAUUUUUAUCAGUUCAUAUGAACGUGGGAACACCUCGUUCUAAAGUUGUUGACAAAAAAAAGAAAAAAUCACCGCCUUCGUCGGCUAUUUCUUCAUAUUCUGCAAUUGGUUCUACGAUCAUGUUUCAAAUGGAUUUAAUGCUUGAGCUUUUGACUGAAUAUUUUAAACUGCCUAAGUUUGAUAAAGGCUUCGUAGUGGAUUCAUUGACAAGUAUUGUUAUUAAAAGUCCUCCAGUGGUUCUCACAACUAUUAUUAAAAGUAAACAUACAAUAUGGAAUAUUCAUCUCUGGCUGUGCCAUUCAGACUUUAGUAAAUGGGCUCGGGCUUAUGAAGAUCUUCAAAGGGAAGCAGAUUUAGUUGACGAGAGCAUUAGCAAAGUUUAUGAUGAGAACGAAAUUGAAAACAUUGUUCAAUCAUUAAAUGAAAUGGAAGGCGAAGAGUACGAAAAUGCAAGUCCAGAAUUAAAAGCAAUUUACGUCACAUUUGGUUUAGAGGAAAGGCGUCGAAGACAUUACGAAAAAGACGGUCGUCCCAAACAUAAGGAUGCCGCCGUAAAAGAAAAGAAUAGCAAAGAUCCGUACAGUAAAUCUAUCACAACAGUUGACAAUGAAUCCAGAAAGAAAAUAAAGAAAGAAGAUUUGAAAGGAAAACAGACGAGUGAAUAUAUAAUGAUGAAUACAAAAUAUAAUGAUUAUAAGCAAACAUAUGAAAGACUUCUGAACAUUGCUAAUAAUUGGAUAGUGGAAAAGAGCGAACUAGGCAGUCCUUUAUAUGACUUUACUGGACAUAUAGUUGAUUCAGCCCAAAAGAAGUCUAAGAAGAAAUCAGACAUGCAAAUACAGAAUUUUGAAGCGAGUUUUUCACAAAGAGGCUUUCCGUUGACAAUUAUUAGUAGCCAAUGUGUAAAAUAUAAAAAAGAGCUGUUGCAAAUGUUUUCCGAGUCUAGUCUUGUUCGGGAAGCUUUGAAAGAAGAAGAGAAGUAUGAUAUUCUAAAGAGCCCUAUCAACAAAAAGGUUUAUACUGUAUUACUUCCCAAAACGUUUCCAACAAUUACUCACGAAGAGCCACUAAAAUGGUGUUAUUUGGAUGAACCGCCGAUAAAAAAAUGUGAAUGUAAUCAGCUGAAUGACUUGAGUAUGUUAGAUGAUACGACUCAAGAGAACGUACUAAAUAUUUUGUCAAAAUGGCAUUGUACGUGUGGUAAAAAGGUCACUUCAUCACAAACUUCAACUAGCGAGAUUCCAUCUAAUUCAAUAGAAAAAAUAACAGCAGAAGCCAGUGAAGCAGAUGUGACAUAUCCACUGCCAUUGCGCACCGUAAAAUCACUUUUAGAGCACAGUGGUCGUAUAGUGCUGCAGCCCGGGGAUUUAGUUCGAUGUAAAUAUGCUUUCAGUCCCCAAUAUGAAGGAAAUUUUAACGUUAGGAGGUUCGUUGAAGUAAGUGGGUGGCCCGAUUCGCGAACUGAUAUUAUUGUGACUGGAAUAUGUGGUUUACCGAGAUUGGAUAGUCGUCCGAAAAAAAUGUUUGAAAAUUUUGCCAGAAGAACUGUGAAAGAUAAAGUCUACAAGGUUACUUAUUUAGAUGAUCAAAAGUUUUUCGAAUUUGGGCCUAUUUUUAUAGGGAGCUACAGGAUAUAUGAAGAAAAAUACGUGAUUGACCUAAGAAAUUCUUCCUUAAUAACGACUGAUAUUGUAAUAGAGUUUUCGGAAGACACAUCAGUAUUUCAAAUUGACAAAAAUUUUGUGAGACUCGAGCCUGGAUAUAGAGAAAAGAUGGCCAUAUCAGCAGCUCCGACUGAGGUCGGGGUUCAUAUGAGUAAUCUACUGUUCUGCGUGAAAGACAACCCAGAAAUAGUCACAGUCACCUUAGCAUGUAGUGGAGUCGUGCCAAUAGUUGAGAUACUGCCUUUAUCUAAAAUGAUUGAAUAUGGGAAACAUUUGCUGUAUCGCAGAGAAGAUGAUAGAUUUAUUGUUAAAAAUGAUUCUAUUCUACCUAUCAAGUGGAGAAUACGCAAUGCAAACGAUUUCGUGGAUGAUUUUCUAAUCGCUGAAACGACUGGUGUCGUGCCUCGAAACGAUAAUCAAGUCGUACCCGUAACUUAUUUAGCGUGUAGAGUUGGUGUAAUUUCUAACAAACCGCUAACAAUAGAGAUAUACGAUGCGGAAGGUCGUGGUGAUCCAAUGGUAAUAGACACGCUAUACUUGUCAGCUGAAUGUUACGAUGUUAUGGUGGAAUGUGCUUACGAGAAUCCCUCUGACAACUCUUUGAACUAUGGCAACGUCAAGGUUAACUCCACUGUUGUUAAAGAACUGUACAUGCUGAAUAGAGGAAGAUAUAAUGUUUUUUACAAGCUGAAAAAGGUAAAGAAUUUUCCUGAACCAUCUUUACUGCGAUCAUUUUCCGCAAUACCGGAGUGUGGCAUCAUACCGCCUACCAUAAAGUUGAUCACAACAGAGUUUGAAUGCACACCCACUACCUCGAUGAACUUGGUAAACGUGCCUGCGUACAUUUGUUCCUUAUUGGAUGGCAAUAAAAAUCAAGUGGUCGUUGCUAAGUUUCCAGUGUGUGUAACCAUAGCAUCCUUUUAUAACACUUUUACUCUAUUUCCUCUUGGAGAAUUGAAUUUCCAUAUAAUUCCUGUCGGAGUCGGGGAAACAAGAGAAGUGAUUUUGAAUAACACUAGCAAAUGUCCUUUUACGUACACAAUCGUUUUACCACCUAAAUAUCAAAUCGACCCUGACGAUCCACAGCCACAAACUAAACUCAAGGAUAAUAAAUUAAAGAAUCCUCCUUUAAGAUGUGGGAACUUUCUAAUUAUGAAUGAUGACAAUCUUCUUGCACCUGGGACGAGUAGAACACUUCAAAUACAAUUUUUAGCAACAGCUGCUAGAAGGUUUGAGGAAACUAUACAUUUUAUAAUCAGCGAUACUUGCCCCGCUGAAUCAGAAGGAGUUCCUCUUAAGUUAGUUGGUACUGGAGCUAUGCCUACUUUGGACUUUUGGAAUAUUGAAAACACAUUCCGUGAACAUCUUAUUGUUAAAAAUCUAACUGAAUAUCCUAAGCCUGAGACAUCCGCCCAUUGUGUAUUCGUUGAAGACUCGGUAACACUUCACUUUUUCUCUGUGACUGUUAACUCGAAGUUCGUAGCAGUUAUUGACCUGUACAACAGUGGUUUGGUCGCCAGUGCCUUGACGAUGAAAUUACACUAUCAAGCUAAUUCAAGUCAUGACAUAUUUUCUCUAGACAAAUACGAAACUCAUAUAGAACCACUCUUGCAUAAAAAUCUUGGAAUCAUAUUCACUCCAAAAGCUCUUCAGGAAUAUAGAGCUGUUCUAGAAAUACGUUUAAAAUCACUCCAAAAUCAAGAGCAAUCCUUCAAAAUAUGCUUGAUAGGGGAAGGUGUAAUACCCAGAAUAAGCAUGGUUUCUCCGCCUAUAAAACAUCAGAGAAUGGGCGUACUUCGCUUUCCAGUAACAUGUUUGGGUUCUGUUAGCGUUAAGGAGAUACGUUUUAAAAACGUGAGUUCAGUACAGGCGCUUGUUAUGGUGAAAGUUUUCUUUUCCCCAAAUGAAGAAAGGCCUGUGUUCUGGUUAACUUCUGACCCAGAUAGUGAUCAAAUGAUAAUGCGGGGCAAAAAUGAAAAAUCUAGUAAAACUAUGAAGAUGAUGGUGAAGCCAGAAGAAAUAGCCACAGUAUAUAUAAACUAUAAUCCUAUAAGGAAAGGGCGAACAUCUUGCGACGUGCAAGUGACGAUUUCUAAAAAUCCUUACGAAUUUUUUUCGGUGGUGUGCGAGGCAGAAGCAUUUAUGGAAGAUGUUAUUCUGACGGGAUUAGACAUGCUCUCUAUGGAUGUAGAUAUAGAUGCUUACAAGAAGUCUGCAGAUGGGACAGUGUCGACAGCUUCGACAGUCGACGGUAGAAAAAAAAGCAAAAGCGCAACUGGGGAUAAAAAGAAGUCAAAAGGGGAUAAAAGUCAAAGGAUUUCACAUGGAUCGGUUAAACUGAGCGACAGUGGUACCACCGUGGAGCAUUCUGUGCUGAAGUAUAUUUUAAAUUUUGGGGGAUGUGAAUUAUGUGUCAUGCAUAAAAGAUCAGUAACAAUGGUGAAUAAUUCCGAAAAGGUUUAUAAGUUCCAAUGGGAAACUGUUGAACAUUUACUGAUAAAACCAUCUGUUGGUUACAUUUCACCCGGAGAAGAAAAGGAUAUAGAAAUCACAUUCUUCUGUGCACAACCAGUAGCUAUUAAAAAGGAGUUAUUAAAUUUAAACUUGAAGGCGAUAUGUGAUGACUUUAUGACACUAGAUUUAAAAGCAACGACUUGGGACAAUCGACAAACAGUUACUGUCUUCGAUCAUAACAGAGAUGUUGAUGUCAACGAACGAUACGAGACAAUAAUAAAUGAGCAAAUCAACGCAAAUCCCGAGAUUACUGCCGAUAUUAUUCACAUGGUGGUGAUUUAUUCUGCUGUGACAGAAUACUCAAAAUAUGUAUGUAACUUGGAAAAAAAGAUGAACUUAAAGGACACAUUCAUUUACCAAGUUAGAGAUUUCAAUUUCAAAGUAGAAAACACAGGGAAAGUACCAUUGAAAAUUAUGUGGGACUUUAUAAUAGACGAUGAAUACCCAGCUCGCAUAGAUAAGUACAGUAAAGGUCGUAAGAACCCUAUAGACGAUCAAUCUGUGUGUUAUGAAGAUGAAAGUGUGACUGACACUGAAAUUAAGGACACAAAUGAUACACAGCCGCUUCUGAACCCUGGCGAGCACGAACAAAGUAAAAUAACCUUGUUCAGUGGGAGCCCUGGGAGAGAAAGUGUGGACACAUGGUUCGAAGUGGAUUUGCCGUUUGUGAUCGAACCAGAAAAGGAUUGUUUAAAACCCAACGAAAGUCGAAAGUUCAAAGUAACAUUUGCACCGCUUGAGUCAUUUAUGUUUAAUGUUAAAUUGAGAAGCAACAUAGAUAAUUUAGGUCCAUAUGAUCAGAAUAUAUCCUGUAAAAUAAAAGCAAAAUCUUUGGUGCCUUAUGUACAUCUUGAUGUAGAGGAAAGCGAUUAUUUAACUUCUGGCAGAAGAAAAGUAAUUGGUAUGGCAUUGCCUGACCAUACUACUGUAUUGGAAUUUAAUGUUUUGGGGUCCGGAUGCUACAAAAAAGCUUUCGAUGUAAUCAAUCCAACAAGUGAUGGAUACGAGUUCCUGUUCGAGAUGGUUCUGUCCGACAAGCCCGAACUCAUCCCAAUGCAUUGCAACAUGUUAAAAGGAUACGUUGAGGGUGGUACCUCUACUAAAGUCGUCUUUACUUUCUCACCGACAGCACCCGGGGUGUACGAAUCACAAUGGAAGUUUAUCAUACCGGCCCAUUCUCUCGUUAUGAAUGUAUUAGUAGUCGGUAUAGUACGGGAACCGAUUGUGAACUUUGUUCCCACUAUUCUGAUUAUAAAGAACUCUUUAGUAGGUUUUACUACCACCAACGAAGUAAUAUUAAGGAAUAAUGAGAGCGAAUGCUUGAAUUUUGAGUUUAAAGGAAAUUCUAUUUGUAACGAGUCCGGUAAGACUCCGGUCAUUGUAGAGCCUGAACAAGGUGUACUGAAACCGAAAUCAGAUACGCCUAUAAAGAUCAUCUAUACACCAAUCCAAGACGGGCCAUUAUCGUUCAAGAUCUUUUGUAGCGUGACAUAUAUGACAAAAUUGAUCACUCUAUGUGUAAAUGCACUUAGCCAUUCGAUAAAGCCUAAAAUCACUUACUAUUUGGUUGGGAACGAUCACAUAUUGAACAGUGAUGCAAUUACUAAUAUUCAUUUGGACCAGACGGCGUCAACAUACGAGAGGACAAUUCCUUUCGUGAUAAAGAACGACGGUUCUGCAACAUUCUUCUUUGACUGGCAUUACGAUACAAGCGAAGUGAAGAAAUAUCUCCAGUUGUAUGUGGAGCCAAACAGCGGACACGUCACCCCCGCUAACGAAAUAGAAUGUAUCCUUCAUUUCACAUUGAAAAAAGUUCCCGUACAAGCUUUUCCUUUAACUUUAUCGAUUUCCGAUGGUCCAGAAUACAAUAUAUAUCUUCACGCGGAAAUUGAAAAACCACAGUAUAGUUUCUCUUGCAAAGAGUAUGAUUUUGGACGAUGUAUCGUGAAUGCACCAGACAUAACCUACAAGAAAAACUUAGCAUUUGAAAACGAAGAUAAAGUUCCCGUAACGUUGGAAUUAAAUUUUUCCAAUUUGCCAGAACUAUAUGUGGUCUUCAAUCAAGACUGUACUGUAGCAGAAAGCAAAAGAUUAAAAAUUCCAAUCUAUUUUCGACCAAAGCAAGUAAAGGAAUAUGAAUUUAAGUUACAGUUUUGGGUAAAUUCACUUUGCGAAGAAAUUAUUACCAUUAAAGGAGAAGGGGUUCCUCUGCUAUUUGAUCUGUACGAAGGCUGUCAAAAGAGUUUUAAUUUGGGACCAGUGAAAGUAGGAGAAAAGAUCGUGCGUCCAAUAGAAGUAAUGAACCACAGCAAAGUACCAAUCGAAGCCACCUUUAUAUUCAAAGUUAUGUAUCAGAAUGUGGAAGAUGAUGCUGAUGUGAAAUCUGAAGGAACUAGCGCGUGUUUAACUCCUGGAAGCGCUACCACUGUUGCCAGUCAUACCAAGGAUCAACGUCCAUCUAGAGUAGAAAUGCUGCACACAUACAAGAAGGAUAAAAUGCAAGAACAAAUUGAUAAGGAUUCUGAGAACGCACUAUCAUCACUGAAAGUGAUACCACACAAAUGCACUAUCAAACCGUAUAUGAAAGUACCUGUGAAGAUUCAGUUUAAGCCCGUUGGCCUGAUUAGUAAUCUGGAUGUUCAGCUGAACAUGAAAGUUUUUGAGUUCGAGCGUCCCCUGGUAAGAUUGAGUGGUUCCGCGACUGGUAUGAGUUUGCGCUUCAGCCAGAACUCCUUGCAGUUCGGGCGCGUACGUAGACGCGGAUGCAAGAUAUUGAAGGUCAUGCUUUUUAAUGAGGGAGACUUUGGUGCCAGAUUCUGGUGGCAACCUCUAGUAUCGAAUGAGUUCAAAAUAUCACCGAUGCAAGGGAACAUCGCAGCUCAUACGAAUGUCACGUUUACUGUAACAUUUAGACCUAUCAAUCACAAUCCCUUUAUUAAAGUUUGGGCAAGCUGUAAUAUUGAGAACUAUCCACCUCUAGAGCUGGCGCUGUAUGCUACAUGUAUCGACACAGGCAACGUUCAGUCAAAAACCUUAUAUAUGGAAUGUCCUGUCAGAGAUAUUAACACACAAUACGUGGUAGUCACAAAUCCUUCAGACGAGAUGUGGCUCGUUCUAUCCGAAGUAUCUGGUGGCCCAUUCGAAACUUUGAAGGAGUUCUAUGUAGAUCCCAACUCUACUUUUGAUAUACCGAUUCAUUUUAAACCAAAAACUAUGGGAAAUCAUGAGGGUCAAGUGUUAUUCUCACCGCUGGGCGAGGCAGCCCUCUUCAUCUCGCUGGUGGGAACAGCCACACACCCCAACCCCAACGGUACAAUCAACAUCACGGUGCCCGCUAAGGAGUUCCAUACGGUGGAUCUGCCCAUUUACAACAUUACAGAGUUUCCAGAGUCCUAUAUAGUCAUAACAGAAGUGGUUCGUACUGUUCCGGACAAGUUUGAGGGCUACUAUGAAAUCAAUCACCCCAAAAAUAUCAAAGUGUGGGGCGGAGCCACCGUCCCGUGCCGUUGGAAGUUUGUUUGUUAUGAAGUAUGUGAAAUGCACUUGAGAGUGAUAUUUGUAAACGACGUGACUCGCGAGUAUCAAUACUACAAGAUGGUGGUUCAGGUGACGGCGAGCAAGAUAGUAGACACACUCGUGUUCACCUCAAAGGCCCGAGAGUCGGUGCAGCGUGAGAUAAGAAUCACCAACCCUCUCGCUACGGAGGCCUUGUUCAACAUCAAGUGUGACAAACUCGCGUGUCCACAGUCCCUCAAGAUUAGCAGAAAGUCUGAGGCUGUUCUGACACUGGUUUAUUCCCCGCUGGUGGUCGGAGAACAGCACGAUUGCCUCGAAGUGAGCAACCAACUGGUUGGGACGUAUCUCUACGAUGUGAAGAUGAAAUGCUUGCCCGCUAAGCCGAAAAAACUCGAGUUCACCACAGUUCUAGGAUCCUGUGUACCGCUGCGUCUCCGAGUACAAAAUAAUACUGAUGUUCGGGCAAAUUUUGUAGCAACGGUAUCGCAUCCAUCAAUUAUAACGGAGCCAGAAUAUACCUUGGGUCCUUUUGAAAAAGGAAAAUUCCAGGCGUGGUUUGAGCCAACUGAGCUUGGUGUCCAAAACUGUAGAGUUUCUUUUGACUCCCCUGUGGCUGGUGAAUUUGUUUUCAGUAUACAAGGCACGGCUAAGCGACCGACACCACAGGGGCCUUUUGAAAUAAAAGUCGGAGGAUCCAUCACUAUUACGUUCAAAAACAUAUUCGUGAAUUCUCGGAUGUUCAAGAUUAAUAUAGACCGAGAAGAGUUUUACACCAAAAGCCUUUAUGAGUCAGUGAGUCCGAAGAAGGAAUUGAAGAUAGUCGUUUACUUGACGGAUUCAGUUCACCCAUCUUCGCUGCCUACCGGCUGCCUAACUAUAGAGAACUAUGAACCACCGGAGCCUAAAGUGCACUGGACGUACUUCCUGAAGGGAGUCCCUUGAUCAGUGUAUUUUUAACCUAUUUGUUAUUUUAGAAUUUCAUAUUCUUAAUAUUAUUAUAAUUUAUUGUGAAACGAAU